Molecule: messenger RNA, 2282 nt
Organism: Eriocheir sinensis (Chinese mitten crab)
Lineage: Eukaryota; Metazoa; Arthropoda; Malacostraca; Decapoda; Varunidae
Gene: Gpa2
Product: thyrostimulin alpha-2 subunit-like
Exons: 4
Coding region: 131-514 (127 amino acids)
Biological process (GO): cell surface receptor signaling pathway
Molecular function (GO): hormone receptor binding
Source: RefSeq, a predicted model, not a curated record
GCGGUUCACACUCCCGCCAAGACGCCGGAACAAGACACACAUAUACACACACUCAAACACACACGGAAAGGACCUCACCACCACCACCACCAUCACUACCAACGCGCACAAUCUUCCCCUCUCUGUCAACAUGUCACAAAGGAGCGGUGUGAUGGUGAGGGCGGUGGUUCUGCUGGUGGCUUGCCUGCUUGCCUCCUCCUCCUGCUACAAGCACACCUGGCAGACACCGGGCUGCCACAAAGUUGGACACACGCGGCGCAUCAGUAUCCCCGAGUGUGUAGAGUUCGACAUCACGACGAACGCGUGCCGAGGUUAUUGCGAGUCCUGGUCUGUUCCCUCAGCGUGGCAGACCCUCGUGUAUAACCCCCACCAGGUCGUGACUUCGAUAGGCCAGUGCUGCAACAUCAUGGAGACCGAGGACGUAAAAGUGAAGGUGAUGUGCAUGGAGGGCACCCGGGAGCUGAUAUUCAAGUCUGCAAGCACCUGCGACUGUUUCCACUGCAAGAAGUAUUAAAGAAGAGGAAGAAGAGCAGAAGGAGGACGAGGGAGAAGGAAGGAGAGUGGGAGGAGAAGCGAAUAAAGACCAGGUGUGCUACAGAAGGAUGAUGGCGAUGAAGAUGAAUAAGAUGGAGGAAGAAAAGGAAAAUUUAUAUUAUUAGGGAUGAUCGUAAAGGAAGAUGAAGAGGAAGGAGACGAGGAGGAAGACGAUGAAGAGGACGGAGACGAAGAAGAGGAGAAGGCGGAGAUGAAGAGCGGAGAGGAGCAGGAAGAGAAAGUAAAGCAGCCAAAUUAGAAAAAAUAGGAAUAAAAAUACAAAAAUUGGAAUAUAUAUUUUGAGUAACAAAAAAGAAAAAUUGGGAAGGAAAAAUUAUUAACAGAAGAACAGAAGACAUGGAGGAAGAGGAAGAGAAAGAGAUGACGUAGGGGAGGAAGGUCAAGGAAGAGGAGGAUGGAGAGGAGGAGGAGAAGAGACGUAGACGAAGAUGAUGAAGAGGCUGAAGAGAAAAUUACCAUCUUCUAUGUAGACAAGAAAUUCACUGACUUGUUUUGUUUUCCUUCUCCUCCUCCUUUCCUAGACUUGUAGUAGUGUGGCUGGAUCUCUCUCUCUCUCUCUCUCUCUCUCUCUCUCUCUCUCUCUCUCUCUCUCUCUCUCUCUCUCUCUCUACAUCUAUCAGUGCUGUCAAUACAUCUAAUUUCAAUAUAUUCAUAAGCCCACCUGCCCGCCUGUCUCUCUGUCACCGUACACCGUUAUAAAAGAAGCUGUGCUCAUCACGAAAUAAUGAUAAGGAAAAGGAAUAUAAAAAAUAGCGAAGAAAUAAAUAAGAUAUCAUAUUAUAUUCUUUACACCUGUUUUAUUACACCUGAACUGUGAUUUAUUAUUAUUAUUAUUAUUAUUAUUAUUAUUAUUAUUAUUAUUAUUAUUAUUAUUAUUAUUAUUAUUGUGAGGACAUAAUUACUCAAACAUUGGCAAUUAAAAGUAUUGAUUAUUACAUCUUUUCAUUUUAUUUCGCAUGCUCCUGUAUAUAUUAACACAUUCUGUAUUUCUUUAUUUCAAGAGGAAUUAUGUUUCUAGACAAUUCAUAUUCUUUUCAGAAAACAAUCUAUUCACUCAUCAACAAUAAGCACAAUGCAAGUUGACCUCUAUAUUAAAAGUCUAUCUGUGUGAAAGAUAUAUAUAGUCUACAUAUACCGAUCAUAUUGGAACAAUCUUAUUAUUUUUCUAUAUUUUCAAGGUUGUGUGAAAAGGUUUGCAAAGUUAUAAAAAAAAGAAUAUAUUGCGUUGUUCUUUCUGAACUGCGUCACAUCUAAAUUGAGUUAUGUUCUAGAUGUAAUACGUUUCGACACACUUUUUUUCGUUGAAUUCACAAACGUAAAGAAAAAUAUAAGAGCAAAAGGUCAUGUGAAAGCCUGGCGAAGUAUUCCUCAUGCAUAUCAACUUGACCUCCCGCGUGGGUGUGUCCAAGUGUUCUAGUCUAUAUACUCCAACCUUGCUCACUAACUUGUGCUGCACCUUCAACUUUCCGCAACAGUAAACACUAUAAUUAAACCCGUUCUGCAAUAGUUGUCCAAAGCCUUCGUUAACUUAUUCUCCCUCGGUCGCAUCUUGUUUCGUCAGAUUCCACAAUUUCUCCAACUCUUUUAACUAGUAUAAUUGGAGAACUCACACAUUCAUUACACUCCACUCUAUAUAGAAAUAAAGUACAAUGCAUGACUUUUCUCUCCUGCCAAGCAUUGUAAUAAUUUAUCUACUGCAGUGCAAUAUCCAUAACUUACAGCACUAA